Messenger RNA from Bactrocera dorsalis (oriental fruit fly), 4329 nucleotides. RefSeq lists its product as uncharacterized. NCBI's taxonomy places the organism in Eukaryota, Metazoa, Arthropoda, Insecta, Diptera, Tephritidae. The transcript is spliced from 3 exons. The coding region runs from base 1 to 4329 and encodes 1442 amino acids. The record is from RefSeq and is a predicted model, not a curated record. Gene Ontology annotation, molecular function: nucleic acid binding; zinc ion binding.
AUGGAAGCUUUCAUGCGCUUAGUAGACUACGUUGUCGAAUACGAGUCUGAAUUCAGUGCUGCAUCAAAGGACAUCUCGAAGAACGCUCUUGCGAUGCAACAAGACGAGCUGAGAGAGAUGUGGUGCAAAGCGAACAUGUCCUCAAAGGACUAUGCCCUUAUUAAAAAAAAAUUCAAGAUAGGUGGGCAAUGCUACAUACGUUGCAUGGGGGCAAUGAAGGAUAUGUCUGAGAUCCUCUCAACCCCCAAAGACACCGAAAAAUCUGUUGAGGUAGACAGUAAUCACUCCCUUCCGCCUUGCGAUACGGAUGUUUUCAAAGGGGACUACCUUUCAUGGCCAACAUUCCGGGAUAUGUUCACGGCCGUAUACAUCAAAAGCAAGCGCCUGUCACCUGUUGAGAAAUUAUACCAUCUCAACAAAAAGACACAAGGGGAGGCGAAGGUUAUUGUAUCAAAAUGCCCGCCAACAAAUGAUGGCUUUGCGAUGGCGUGGAAGGGAUUGACUGAUAUGUACGAGAAUGAGCGAAUUCUUGUCGAAACCCAAGUCGACAUACUGCUCGACUUACCGUCAAUCGACAAGGAGUGCUCAAGCUCGAUAAAGUGGCUACAGCGGGAACAGUCUGUAAAGAACAAGACCAAGACAUCGAAGUGGGAGGAAUUGGACAACUUCCUCACGGAUAGAUACCGUGAUUUGGAGGCAAUAGAACGUGCCAAGAAAUCGUCCAAUUCCGCAAAGCCUGUCAGUGCACCCACACAGAAUAAAUACAACAACAAUAGCCAUCAGAACAGACUCGGCGCCUUCCAAGUAAGCGUUGAGAAAUCAACAUGUCUGAUGUGCAAAAGUGCAGAUCACAAAUUAAGAUCUUGCCCCAUGUUUCUUAACAUGGCACCAGCGGACAGGAUCAAGUUCGCUAAGCGCAACAAUCGUUGCAUCAAUUGCCUCGGCUUUGGGCAUUUAGUGUCGCAAUGCACCAGUGCAUUCAACUGCAGCACGUGCCACGCGAGGCAUCACACACUCCUACAUUUGAGGACAGUGCAGCCUAGCAGCCAAAGAGGCUCAUCUACGCCAUCGGACGAGAUUCCGUCUACGUCCAGGCAAGCGCAGCAGAAGCGCAACUUCAACAAGUCGAAAGGCAAGCCAACGACUCAAGUACAGUCGUGCUUCGCUAACAGCGACAAAGGUGUCUUGUUAGGAACGGCACAAAUAAAUAUAAAUUACAGCGGCGUUACCUAUGCCGCAAGAGCACUCAUCGACUCCGGGUCAGAGUGCUCUUUCAUCACAGAAAGGCUGAAGCGUAGAAUCAACUUGCCAGUGAGGAAGAUAAAUGCCCAGGUGUCCGGCAUCAACAACACCGUAUCUGCGCAAGUGAAGGAAGCAUGUUGUGUCGAGUUGCGGUCACCAAUUGACCCACUUGUAUCAAUCACAACGAACAUGAUGGUUCUGCCGAAAUUAACGGGAAACUUGCCGACUUGCUAUAUUAGCGCACUAACUCGGCAGGCUUUCCCAGAUCUCACGUUGGCGGAUAAGAGGUUCUUCGUCAAUGAACCCGUGGACGUCAUACUCGGUGGUGACGUCUAUCCCCAGAUUAUGCUGGAUGGUAUACGCAAGAACGUGCUGGGAUCACUCCUUGCGCAAGAGACCGUGUUCGGUUGGAUAGUCACAGGGCGUGCUAAUACAAUUAAGCCAACCAACACUUGCGUCUCGUAUUACAACGAAAUAUCGCUGGAAAAGCGGUUAGCUUCGUUCUGGGAGUUGGAAGAGAUGUCCAAGGAGAGGAAGUUAAGCGAGGAGGACAGGUAUUGCGAAGAGCUCUAUAAGAAGACAACGAAGCGAAAUGAAGACGGGAAGUACGUUGUAUCGCUACCAUUCAGGAAAGACUAUCCGGUCAACAUUAGUCUAGGUAGUUCCUUAAAGAUUGCGUACUCCCAGUUUUAUCGCAAUGAAGCUCGGUUGUCAAGAGACGAAAACCUGAAAAAAGAAUACAACAGGGUAUUAAACGAAUAUGUUGAGCUGGGUCAUAUGGCAAGGAUACAUACCAAUCAAACGGCCGACUCUAGUAACAACUAUUACCUGCCUCACCACGCCGUAAAGAAGGAAGAGAGCACAUCGACAAAGGUGCGUGUGGUGUUCAAUGCAUCGCAAGCGACUUCAAACGGCACUUCGCUGAAUGACAUCCUUCUCCCCGGUCCAGUUCUUCAAGCAGAUCUGACCAUCUUAAUUCUGCGAUGGCGUUUAUUUAAAUACGUCUUCAAUAGCGAUAUUGAGAAGAUGUAUCGCCAAAUCCUGUUGAAAGCUGAUCAAACGAAGUACCAGCGAAUCGUUUUCCGCAACCAUCCGACCGAACAAACCAAUAUUUUUGAAUUGAAGACGGUGACGUUCGGAAUCAACUGCGCUCCUUAUCUGGCAAUAAGGACGUUACUCCAAUUAGCUGACGACGUUGAAAGCUCACUACCAGUAGCCUCAAACAUCCUCAGGAAAUGCAUGUAUGUUGAUGAUGUCUUAGCAGGUGGACACUCUAUAGAAGCUGCAAUUAAAGCUAGGAAUGAGAUUAGAACAGCAUUGGAGUCAGCAGGUUUCCCAUUAAGAAAAUGGACAGCCAACUGUGGAAGAAUUUUACAAGGCCUUCCAAAAGACCACCUGCUAAACAAAGAGUUUUUAGACUUCGAAGACACAAGUGAUGUCAAGGCUCUUGGGAUAAGGUGGAAUGCGCACACUGACUUCUUCUAUUUUAAAACAAAACCUAUACUCAGCCCAGAAUCAUAUACAAAGAGAGCUAUCCUCUCAGAUAUCGCCAAACUGUUUGACCCAUUAGGAUGGCUAGCACCGAUAAUCGUCACAGCCAAAAUGAUAAUGCAACAUAUUUGGUUGGAAGGAACACCAUGGGACGAGGUUGUAUCUCCUACCACAUUGGAUCGUUGGCACACAUUCAUGGAUAACCACAGGUACAUAAACAACAUUAAAAUUCCACGAUGGGUCCACUUCUCGCCAACGGACGAUGUGUCCAUUCAUGGUUUCUGCGAUGCUUCAGAGAAAGCAUACGCAGCAACGGUCUACCUGCGCGUAAGGACAAGCAACGAAGUUUUCGUCAGCCUACUAUUGGCAAAAACCAGAGUAGCGCCUGUCAAAACUAUCUCUUUACCGCGUCUGGAAUUGUGCGGCGCCGUAUUACUGGCCGAAACAGUUGAAUCUGUCGUCAACAACCUGGAGCUGAAUCAUCUUAAACUUAAACUAUGGACGGAUUCGACCAUCGUUCUCGCAUGGAUUCGCAAGCCACCAUGUUCAUGGUCAACGUUUGUAUCCCAUCGAGUGACAAAGAUUAUAGAAAAGGUUGGCAACGCAAAUUGGAAUCAUGUCGAUUCAGGAUCUAACCCUGCAGACUUAGCCAGUCGGGGACUUAUGGCACAGGAUUUGGUGGAAAACACCUUGUGGUGGCAGGGACCUUCUUGGCUGCAAGAAGAUCAAUCCAAAUGGCCAUUACGACAAAAUGACUACGAGACGACAAUAGAGGAAAAACAGUCUUGCUUAAUUUCAUCCGAAGAAAUUAAAGCAACGACAAGACGUUUGAUAAUAAAUACGCAGAAGCAGAAAUAUGGUCAAGAGUAUGGUUGUUUGAAAUCCGGUAAGCCCAUCGAUGUAAAAAGUGAAAUCCUCUCUCUUAAUCCAUUCCUCGAUAAAGAUCAAGUGAUGAGAACUGGUGGCCGUCUCGCUUCUCAUAUGGGCGGACUUUGGGAAGCAGGUGUGAAAAGCUUUAAGAGUCAUUUCCGCAAGAUUGCGUCUGGGCAAAAAUACACUCUUGAAGAGUUUAACACACUCUUAUGCCGAAUUGAAUCUUGCCUUAAUUCGCGACCAUUAAGCCCAGCCUCAAACGAACCUACUGAUUUGGAGCCACUUACUCCAGGACAUUUUUUGGUCGGCGGACAUCUGAUGGCCCCACCAGAACCGGAUAUAAAUGAAAGCAGUGCCUCUAUCGUAAAUAGAUGGCAAAAACUUAAGGCCUUACAUCAAUCCUUCUGCAAAAGGUGGAAAACCGAAUACCUGAAUGAAAUGCAGAAGCGCAUUAAAUGGAAACAUUCCAAAACAAAUUUAAAGACAGGUGACCUUGUCGUCAUCAAGGAAGACAAUUUGUCACCGAACGAGUGGAGAUUGGGUAGGAUUGUCAAUAUACACCCAGGUGCUGAUACCCGAGUGCGAGUAGUUGACAUUAUCACUGAAAAAGGCCAAGUUACAAGACCGCUUGCCAAAUUGGUCUUACUACCACCCUACGAGGAGGAGAACUUGGAUGCACACCCUACUCAACACAACCGUUCCCCAGCCACAUCGGAAGCCUAG